GUUAUAUAAAAAAUAUUUAUCAAUGGGGAAACAAAGACAUAGUAACUACCAUGAUACCUAAAACUUGCAGGGCCCAGACUCCUUGACAUCUUGGUGGCGAGUCCUCUUCUUUCAUCCAACUAAAUUUAAGGGGAAACUAGACGUGUUUGUUCACAGAGGAAUGUAUGAAGCCGCAAAGGUUAUAUAUGAAAAAGUGAUCCCACACGUUGUGGACUUUUUACAAACACAUGGUGAGCAAGCUAGGUUUCAAUUCACCGGUCAUUCGCUAGGCGGAAGCAUUGCUGUACUCGUUAGCUUGAUGCUGUUAAUCAGGAAUGUGGUGAGAUGUUCGAUGGUUGAGCCCGUUGUGACCUUUGGGUCACCAUUUGUGUUAUGUGGAGGCCGAAAGUUACUUGAUGAAUUGAAGUUGGAUGAUGCCCAGAUUUACAAUGUCAUAAUGCAUCGAGACAUUGUCCCUAGAGGCUUCUCCUGCAAUAUUCCUGGUUUUCUUAUCUCAGUUCUCAAGCUUUUCAAGCGUUCCUUACAUUCACACACUUGUCUAAAUGAAAAUAAAUUUAUGUACUCUCCGCUAGGAAAUCUGUUGAUUCUCCAACCAAAUGCAAAAUCAUCACCUGGGCAUCCAUUGCUUCCUCCUGGGACUGCUUUUUAUGCUUUAGACACCACCGGAUGUAAAGACACUUCCAAUGCUGCCAUCAAUGGCUUCCUUAAUUCUCCUCGCCCACUUCAAACUCUAUUUGAUCCAAAAGCCUAUGGAGAUGAUGGAACUGUAUCAUUGAAUCAUGACUCUAGCAGCUAUUUAAAAGCCAUUAAUGGGGUUUUAAGGCUCCAUAUAACGGCCACGAUUGUCCCAAAGCUAAGAGAAAAGAAAAGCUUGUUAUAGCCAUUGCUUGUGUCACCAUCUCCGCAUUCAUGGCAGCAUGAAAGAAAUCCAAAACCAACAAAUUAGGUUUUAUGAUAUUAAAGACGAAUCUUAUAGGGGUUUGUAUACUAGCUAGAGUUGGUAUUAAUAUAUAAAUGUUUACUUUAUUUUCAUCCGGUUAUAUUUUAUUUUUAUAUAAGUAAAUAUUUAAAAA
This is a messenger RNA of Gossypium arboreum, 1073 nucleotides long. Its product is annotated as phospholipase A1 PLIP1, chloroplastic-like. Bases 161 to 880 code for a protein of 239 amino acids. Gene Ontology annotation, biological process: lipid metabolic process. The transcript has 3 exons. Gene Ontology annotation, molecular function: glycerophospholipid phospholipase A1 activity. The record is from RefSeq and is a predicted model, not a curated record. Lineage: Eukaryota; Viridiplantae; Streptophyta; Magnoliopsida; Malvales; Malvaceae.